Molecule: messenger RNA, 3199 nt
Organism: Drosophila grimshawi
Lineage: Eukaryota; Metazoa; Arthropoda; Insecta; Diptera; Drosophilidae
Gene: Trc8
Product: protein TRC8 homolog
Biological process (GO): ERAD pathway
Cellular component (GO): endomembrane system; endoplasmic reticulum
Molecular function (GO): ubiquitin protein ligase activity
Source: RefSeq, a predicted model, not a curated record
AGGCGCUCGAAAAGAACCGAUAAUAAUAAUACUAUCGAUACGUAUAACGACGAAAUAUCGAAAGAAACGCUCGCGAAUCCCACGAAACAGGCAACGCAGAGGAAAAACAAAAUCCCAAUCGAAUUGUGAAAAGUUGUACGUUCGCGCUAAACUCAAUACACAUUACUUAGUUAGAAAACGCAAUUUGUGGGCUAGAGCAAAGUGAAUGCUUUUGGCGAACGUAGAUUAGUGCUGUUAGCUAAACAAAGCCCUCAAAGUUACCUUCACCACCGCCGCCACCUGCACCUGCCGCUCCCUUUCCAAUAAAAUACUAUUUUUUGACGCACACCACAACAAAAAAAAAAUAAAAAGAAAAACGAAGAGGAGAAAAGAAAAGAAGAAGAGAACGCCAAUAACAUUUGCAGACGAUUCUAUUCGCUUUGCGAAAUCGAAAUCCAAGACGAAGGCCAACGCCAGCCGAUUAACACAACAGCCGAGCCAGCGACCAAAACAGAAAACCCUACAAAACAGAGCAACAGCAACCACAACAACAACAAUAACAACAACAACAAAUGAAGGCGACGCUCGAAAGUUAAAUGUAGAUUUUCGCAGCAAGCGCAAUUUAGCAAAGUCACGCCGCGUCAGCUAUACAAUUAACAAUUGCAAUAUAAAAUAUCAACUCAUCACAGCUCAGCGAUGUCCAUACGGACGCAGGUGCUCGGAUUCGUGGAUGUGAUGAUGCGGGUGCCGCCCAUCAUCGUCAUCGAUGAGAUUCUCAAAAUAGGCAUGGGUCUCCCAACGCAACUGAAAACAGGCACCGAGGAAACACUGACAACCGUUGAGGCCAUCGGCAGCAUUAACAACAAUAGCAGCGGGAGCAGCGGCAGCAGCACCACAGACACAUUUGCCACAACGCUCAAGGCGUUAUUUGGCAUAGGGAGCAGCGCAGAAGCGUCACAGAACAUCAGCCAAGCCGAUAUGCUGGAGCACAGCAUUGUGAAUGCCUCGAAUUCGGCACAGGCCGGCGGCAUGCUGAGCAGCAACUUCAACAGCAUCAUGGACGAACUGGACCUGGCCAACAUACUUAAUAUAACGACGGUGAAGUUUGUCGUCUGUUUGCUAGGUUUCUUGUGCGCUGCUUGCAUUUUCAUGCUGUGGACGCGGCAUUUGGUGAUGGUUUAUAUGUUUCUAACAUCGCUGGGACUCACCUUCCUCUCCUACUGGUCGAAUGUCAGUGCACUGGCACUAAUGGAGCACAGUCCGUGCAUACUCGAGGAUCUAAUGUCGAUGAACACGACCAGACUGCUCGAUUCGGGUGGCGUCAUCAUGACUCUGGCGCCACAUAUCAUAGCACAAUGGUUUAUGGGCAUGCUCUUUGCCUAUAUACAUCUGGGUCCACGAUUUACGCUGCUCCAGAAGGCGAUGCCCAUCAUAUUUACUAGUCCAAUUCUGAUUGCCAUGUUGCCCCUCUCACCGAGCAUUGUGGACAAGCUGCCCGUCGUUGCCGGACUCACGCCCAUCAUUCUUACAAAAAUCACCCUGAUGCAGAGCGCAAUGGACGCCAGCCGAACGGUAUACAAUGGCUACCAGUAUGCCAUGAACUUUGUAUCCAACUUUGGACUCUCCGCGCUCAUUGAGAAUGAAUGGCAGCGACUCAAUGUGCCAAGUGUGUUGCGUCUCUUUUGGACCAUCAGAAUUGUGCAGGGCGCAUAUGCCUUGUUGACAGCCGAGACGGAUGAGCCGCUGCUACUGUUGCCAACGAUCGAGAAGCUGCUCGUGGAUGGGUGUGAAACGUUGACCGCCGUGCUGGGCAUGACUGGGGUCAUUUCGAUGGUGUGCCAUUACAUUGGACGCAUCUUUCAGUGGUAUCUGCUGACAUAUGACAACGACGAAGAGAAAUCCCUGGGCACAGUUUCGGCGGUGCUCUUCUAUAUCCUUGCACUGCAAACUGGGCUGACAUCCCUGUCGCCGGACAAGCGUUUCGUGCGCCUGUGUCGCAAUCUAUGUCUUCUGGUCACGGCACUGUUGCACUUCCUUCACAACAUUGUGUCACCCAUAUUGAUGUCGCUGAGUGCAGCACGGAAUCCAUCACGAAAACGACAUGUGCGCGCCUUAUCCGUUUGCGCCUUCCUCAUUUGCAUGCCAGUCGUGCUGCUUUAUUAUCUAUGGGCGCAGCAUUCACCCUCCACUUGGCUGCUGGCGGUAACUGCCUUCUCCGUCGAAGUAAUUGUUAAGGUGCUUGUGUCGCUGGCUACCUAUACGCUCUUCCUGCUGGACGCACGUCGACAGUUCUUUUGGGAGAAACUGGAUGACUAUCUGUACUAUGUUCGCGCCUUUGGCAAUUCCGUCGAGUUCUGCUUCGGCAUCUUGCUGUUCAUUAAUGGCGCCUGGAUCUUGGUCUUUGAAUCGGGCGGCGCCAUCAGAGCGAUCAUGAUGUGCAUUCAUGCCUACUUCAACAUCUGGUGCGAGGCCCGAGCUGGCUGGUCUGUGUUCAUGAAGCGACGCUCAGCGGUCCACAAGAUCUCAGCACUGCCCGAGGCGACACCUGCCCAACUGCAGGCCUUUGACGAUGUUUGCGCCAUUUGCUACCAAGAAAUGUACUCGGCAAAGAUAACACGAUGCCGUCAUUUCUUCCAUGGCGUUUGCCUGCGGAAGUGGCUCUAUGUCCAGGACCGCUGCCCGCUGUGCCACGAGAUCAUGAUGUACACCGACAAGGCGGAGGAGAACGCUCAAGAGGCUGACCCAGCGAAUGCGGCACAAGCCGAACAGCCUCUACGCAUAUAUCCACGAGACGACGGUGCCAAUGCCGGUGCGCCGCGUCGAUCACCCGAGCGUGCUGCAGAAGUUAAUGCUGACCAUCUGCCGACAUCGAGCAGUGCUGCAGCAGCUAUUGCGAACAUUGAUAAUGCGAUAGCCAACCUCACGAAUGAGGCGAAUGCCACGAUUGCGGCUGAGGCGAGAGCAGCCGUUUCCAGCAGCAGCAGCAGCACAAGCAACAGCACCAAUGUCAGUUACAUAACGGCGUCCGGUCAACCAACACCAUCGACGGCCACAUCGGCGGCUGCUGUGGCUACGGCUGCGGCCAGCAAUACGACUCAUCUAUUUCGGUUGUCACAGGAACAGCAGUGAAGUGUAACGCUAUUCCUAAUCUUAGCAUACCAUUUGUAACUGUUCUAUGUGUUAGUGUACUUAUGUAAAAAUGCAAAACUCCUAAGCGAAA